Messenger RNA from Linderina pennispora, 506 nucleotides. RefSeq lists its product as uncharacterized. The record is from RefSeq and is a predicted model, not a curated record. The coding region runs from base 59 to 331 and encodes 90 amino acids. The transcript has a single exon. NCBI's taxonomy places the organism in Eukaryota, Fungi, Kickxellomycota, Kickxellomycetes, Kickxellales, Kickxellaceae.
GCUUUAUUGACGGUAGUUGGUUUUUUGGUUGAGCCCACAUUCGGUGGUGACUGACUCCAUGAGGGAUUUAUUGGCGUCUAGGAAAGGACCCGCUGCACUGCUCUUGCUUUUACUUAUUGCUUCUUUUUGUCGCUCUCUGCACCGCCCCAGAAACUUCCUUUUUACAAUUGUCUAUUCUGAAUGCAGCCGCGUCUUGAGGCAGCAGCAGCAGCAACCUGAGAGAGAGGCCAGAGACGACUUUUUGUUUACCAUUGCGUGUAUUCUUCUUCCAAAUUGUGGUCGUCCUUAUUUGCCAAAAGGGAAAUCCACAAGGCCUAUUAUUUGCCUCUAAACUUUUUUAUUUUCGCCAGCGCACUUCAGCAUUUGGUGCAAGGGAUCCAUUUUCGCCUUCCGCGUGAUCAGCCCACGAUUAUUGCCAGUCUUUGGCGUCAAAAGCACGGCCCCCUGCCCAGCAAAGCCUGCUUGCAUACUUCUCGAUAAAAAAAAAAACUCGCGGAUUAUAUACA